UUGGCAAACCUUGAAACGUCGGGCAGGAAGGACGUAUUGACAGUGCAAAGAUCAACAGAGGAAAAAGGGAAAGCCUGGGCCGAAGAAGACCGGGGGCCCCUUUGGAACCUCAACCAGGACUAGCCUCGUCCCCCACUGCAGGUGUUUGGGGACGGGUCUCAAGAUGAUCCGAGAUUACCAGGAUCUCUCCAUGACGUUUGACCCCGAAAGCGAGGACCCACCCAGGAUAAAAGCUCCUCCGAAGCUCCCCCAAAGCCGGACGUGGGUCCGACGUCUUUUCCCUAGCCGGCGCCUGAUUCUAAUCCUGCUGGGACUCAGCUUCAUCCUCACCAUCACCGUCAUGGUCUUUGGAGUCAAAGGACAUUUUUACAACGCGGAAUUGAAGGAGACCCAGGACAGCCUAAACAGUUUCAGUCAAACAAUUGGGAAGCAGUUCAUGAAUCUUCAGGACAAAGACAAGGACUCCACCGCAAAAGUCACAGAGCUGGAAGGGAAACUGAAGAAGCUGACCCAGGAGACCACAGAAGCCAGAGUCCACCUCCUCAACUACAUGAAGGAGAUACGAAAAAAUAACCUCGCUCUCAACUGUGACUUUCAGGAUUUCAAGCUCAACCGGACAGUCCGGACGGAGGCUUGCUGUCCCAGAAGCUGGAACGCAUUUCGGAAAAGCUGCUACUGGGAAAGCCGAGAGCAGAAGUCGUGGGAAGAGGCCAAAGCCGAGUGCGAAAACCACGAUGCUCACCUGGUGAUCAUCAACUCCUACGAGGAGCAACAAUUUGUGGCAGUGCGUGUCAAGCCUCACUUCGUGUGGAUCGGAUUGACGGACGCCGACGGCAGCUGGAAGUGGGUGGACGGCUCACCCUACACAGUUGUGACACGGGACUGGUGCCCCCAACAGCCCGACAAUUGGUAUGACCACGGAUACAGCGGUAGGGAGGACUGUGCCCAUCUCCAUAGCAACGGCUGCUGGAACGAUGCCCACUGCACGCGGCAGUACGGCUUCGUCUGCGAGAUGGAAAUGGAAAUUUAAAGGAGCGGGCAGCCUCCCCCCCCCCCCGCGACCCAGAUGAUGCCCCUGGAGUGGAUCACCAGAUCCCGGCUUGGACUGGAUGCUGACAAGAUCCCUUGGUUUGUACUCAAGACCUUCAUUUCCAUCUUGAGCAAGGGUCUUCAAACUUGGCCCUUUCAUGACUUGUGGACUUCAACUCCCAGAAUUACUCAGUCAGGCAUGCUGGCUGAGGAAUUCUGGGAGUUGAAGUCCACAAGUCAUCAAAGGGCCAAGGUGGAAGACCCCUGAUCCUCAGAAUUGGCCUGGCUCUGUCUCCAGUCCUCGACUUACAAGCAUUCGUUUAGCGACCGUUCAAAGUUACGCCGACACUAAAGAAGUGACUUCUGACCCUUUUUCACAACCGUUGCGGCAUUGCCAUGGCCGUGUGAUCAAAAUUCGUACGCUCGGCCCCCAAUUCGUAUUUAUGACAGUCUCAGCGUCUCUGGGAGGGCUGUGUCUCACGCGAUCCCUGUUUUGCGACCUUCCGAUAAGCAAAGUCCAUGGAGGGGGGAGCCAGAUUCACUUAACGACCGCGUGACUCACUUAACAACUGCAGCGAUUCACUUAGUGACGGUGGCUGGAAAGGUCAUAAAACGGAACGAAACCUGACAAUGCCGCUUCGCAAACUCAUCAUUUGGGGAGCUGCCUGAGGUAGCCCUCAGUGUCAACGCUGCUAACCUUGGAUGUUUUUGCCUUGACAACAGAGGGAAUGCAGCCAUCUUUUUUCCUCUUGCUUUUAGAGUUAGAUGAUGCGGGGAGGGGGGUGAUGUGAAUGAGAGUCCAGCUAGACAUAGCAACACUAAACCUAGCGUGAGAAUCAAGGUUAUUGUAACCAGAGCUGAUAGGAAUUGGCGGGCUGGAGACAAGCUAAUUGGAGAAUGUGAUUUAUGACUGUUAAUUGAAGGAGGGAAUUGUGCUUUGACACUAUGUGCCCAGGGGAGGGGAAUUCAGUUUUUGGCUCCGAUUAUGCCGAAGUUAUGCUCCUCAAAAUAAAGAUUCUUUAAGGUCAACAA
Messenger RNA from Crotalus tigris (Tiger rattlesnake), 2061 nucleotides. RefSeq names its product asialoglycoprotein receptor 1 (gene ASGR1). The transcript has 9 exons. The record is from RefSeq and is a predicted model, not a curated record. NCBI's taxonomy places the organism in Eukaryota, Metazoa, Chordata, Lepidosauria, Squamata, Viperidae. Gene Ontology annotation, molecular function: signaling receptor activity. Bases 164 to 1030 code for a protein of 288 amino acids.